AUGGAUAAAUCCAAUCCAUGCUGGUAUCCUACACGCCUGCUAGAGAUCCAGCCUCGAAAGUUGGAACCCGUGCUGAUCGAGACCAAAGCCCGCCUACUCGAUGGAGGGUAUGCGUGCCUUGGUCACUGCUGGGGCUCCUUGCCCAUCAUUAGGCUGCUUCGUGACAACUACGGCUCAUUCCGUAAGGGCAUCGAUCCGGCCCUUUUACCGAAAACCUUCCGCGAUGCAAUCGACUUCUGCAAGGAACUCGGGCUCCGUUACCUUUGGAUAGACAAGGAGUCAAACAUGAUGUGCCAAGUUUACCGCAACUCGGCGUUGUGUCUCUCUGCAGCUGGUGCUUCAGAGGCUAGCAAAGGACUUUACUUUGACAGGAACACCCAAGAUAUUUGCCCAUUCCCACGAUGUCCGGCUUCUUUAAGCGAUGAAUGUAAGCGAGACACCCAAAAUCUGCUCUGCCGUAAUUGGUAUCUUGUACCUGGGGACUUCUACACAAACCUGUGUGCUAGGACAUAUACCUUCGACCGCGCUUGGAUCUUCCAGGAACGUUUUCUUGCUAGCCGCGUACUGCACUUCGGAAGAAAGCAGUUGUUUUGGGAAUGCUGUACAGCAAAUUACUGCGAAACAUUUCCGGAGGGCGUCCCACAAGAUAUACGUACCUAUUCCUUUACUGAAGCCAUAGUCCAUCCUCGCAUCUUCGAUAUUGCUAGUCGAUCGGUUGCAGCACAAAUGCAGAUGACGUGGGAGGCUCUCGUCACUGAGUACACGCGGUGUGAUCUAUCUAAUCUAAGCGAUAAACUCAUAGCCCUUUCUGGAAUGGCACAAAGUGUAUGGUUAGACUGGAGGAGUAAGAUAGAUGGGGACGUCCAAUAUAUCGCUGGGAUAUGGAACAUACACCUGCCGCAUGCGUUGCUCUGGACUUGUACGCUUUGCGGCCCGCGUCCUGCGACAUAUAUUGCACCGACGUGGUCGUGGGCCUCUACGGACGGACAAAUUGACUUCCAGCUGCGCCACUGGAAUCACGCAUACGAAUUUACAUCGAUUAUUCUCGACGUACAAAUCUCAUACGUCAAGUCGUGUUGGGGCCAGGUUGAGAAUGGGCACAUAUGGGCAAAAGGGCCAAUUCGGAAGAUAAAAUGGCUGAUGCGCAACGAGUACUCAAUUUACGCCACACAUGAUGAGGAGCAGCCUCUUCCGACUGAAGAUAUACCCAGCGAGUACGGCAUCGAGAUAGAGCCCGACGAAACAUAUGAUGUGUGUACUCAGGGUUGGAGCGAGUUGCAUGCACUUCUCGUCAUGCGCUUUCUGGAUCCAUGCGUGCAGAGUCGAUGUGUCCUCGUUCUUAGCCCUGUGAAUGGUCAGUGUAAUACAUUCCAUCGCGUUGGUAUUAUGUCACAGAUGUCAGGUGUACAAGUAGCGGGAUGGUUUGAUGGUGUGAUACAGCAAACGAUCAAGAUAAUUUGA
Molecule: messenger RNA, 1461 nt
Organism: Alternaria rosae
Lineage: Eukaryota; Fungi; Ascomycota; Dothideomycetes; Pleosporales; Pleosporaceae
Exons: 3
Coding region: 1-1461 (486 amino acids)
Source: RefSeq, a predicted model, not a curated record